AGAUAAUACACUGUUCGCAGCUCUUAGUUCAACUGCGCAAGCUGUAUGGCCUGUGCUUUGGAUUAUAGUCUACCUCGUCGACGCCGAAACUAUGACCGGAGCCGUUUUCGACAAACAGCGUCAUAUCAAGUAUUUCCUACGAUGCCUUAAGACAUUUUUGCCCGACCUAUAUACCUCCAAUGACUCUAAUCGCAUACUCCUCGCCUACUUCACUGUUGCAGGCUUAGACAUUUUAGGCGAAUUACAUAACCGGACAACUGCUGAAGAGCGGCAAGGGUAUAUCGAGUGGAUCUAUCACUGCCAGAUCCCUUCGGGAGGCUUUCGCGGAUUUACUGGAACCGACUUCGGGCGAGACCGGCGAACACCGGAAAAUGAAGCUUGGGAUCCGGCCAAUGUUCCGUCGACAUUCUUUGCAUUAGUGAUACUACUGACUCUGGGUGACGAUCUAUCACGGGUGAGGCGGGCCGAGUGUCUACGAUGGCUCUCUAGAAUGCAGCGCGAAAAUGGAAGUUUUGGCGAAGUCCUCGGCUCAGGUGGGAGGAUUGAAGGCGGUGGUGAUCUAAGAUUCUGCUGUUUUGGUGCUGGUACGCGAUAUAUAUUAAGAGGGAAGUGUGUAGGUGGUCUCGAGGGUAUUAGGGACAUAGAUGUGAACAAGUUGGUGGCGUUCAUUGAGGCUUGUCAAGCAUACGACGGUGGUAUAGGGGAGGGACCCUUCUGCGAAUCCCAUUCUGGUCACACUUAUUGCGCUAUCGGUGCUCUUACGUUCUUGGACCGUCUCUCGAAGAAGCAUAAACCGAUAGCGCUGCUUUCUCCAGGAGCAGGCCCUUUCGAGUCCCUGGUUAGGUGGCUUGUUGCACGACAAACGUCUGAGCUCGGCGACGAUGAGGAAGAAUCUGACGAGGAAGACAGCCACAACACAGAUGGAGUCACGAAUUUAUCGGCGACUAUUGAGGAACUCAAUUUAGACGCGAAGGCCGACCAGCUCCCUGUUAUACAGCCGGCAACAGAAGAUUCGUUGCGAUGGGCAGGGUUCAAUGGACGGUGUAAUAAGUACGCCGAUACUUGCUAUUCUUUCUGGAAUUCUGCGUCAUUGGAUAUGAUGGGUAGACUAGUUCUGGUGGAUGCAACUCGAAACCGGCACUACCUCUUAGAAAAGACACAACAUAUUGUUGGUGGAUUCGGCAAAGGCGUGGGAGAGCCACCAGAUCUACUGCAUUCUUAUUUUGGACUGGUAUCGCUCGCAUUUCAGGAAGAGCCGGGGCUAGAGAGCGUCGAUCCAGCACUUUGUUCAAGCUAUCGUGUAGUUCGUCAUUUGCAUUCCCUUCCCUGGUGGCAGGAGAAGAACGACUGAGGAUGGUUAGCCAUCAAGUCGCAGUUCGACAGUGUAAACAAACAACUUGGGAUAAGUAUGCCCCAGCCUUGGUUAUGAGAUUCAAUAUUUGCCGUGAACAUGGCUAUAGUAAUGCUAUGCAACCAUCAUAUGACCAAUGUUAUUACCAGGUAGAUACAUUUACUUUGCUUCAAUUCCAAGGGAGAAGCGUAUUGG
Messenger RNA from Aspergillus alliaceus, 1546 nucleotides. RefSeq names its product protein geranylgeranyltransferase type I subunit CDC43 (gene cdc43). Gene Ontology annotation, biological process: protein geranylgeranylation. The transcript is spliced from 5 exons. The record is from RefSeq and is a predicted model, not a curated record. NCBI's taxonomy places the organism in Eukaryota, Fungi, Ascomycota, Eurotiomycetes, Eurotiales, Aspergillaceae. The coding region runs from base 92 to 1351 and encodes 419 amino acids. Gene Ontology annotation, cellular component: CAAX-protein geranylgeranyltransferase complex. Gene Ontology annotation, molecular function: CAAX-protein geranylgeranyltransferase activity.